AUGCCUGCGGAUAUUGCCGAGCGUACUCAGGUCCGUGUCUGGAUGUCAGCCUCCGAAGGCACGUUCCUUAUACACGCCUUGGCAAUCAUGUACGGCAGUGGUGCUGCUCCUGACGCGGCUGAUAAAAUAUCGAAGGGUCUUUCCCCUCAGGUGCACCGGGAUUUUGACUGGUUGGAGUCUGAGCUGAAGAAAGGUGGAGGAAAGUAUCUAGUCGGAGACCAUCUGACAGCGGCAGACACCAUGAUGGGCUUCAGUGUCGCAUUUAUCCUCAAGAUGGGUCUUGGUACUAGCGGGAAGAAGUGGCCUGCAGUGGAAGCCUGGCUGGCAAACAUUGAGAGCACAGAGGCAUACCAGCGAGCAGUAAAUAAGACUGGACACACCCUUGGCUAA
This is a messenger RNA of Plenodomus lingam JN3, 390 nucleotides long. Lineage: Eukaryota; Fungi; Ascomycota; Dothideomycetes; Pleosporales; Leptosphaeriaceae. The record is from RefSeq and is a predicted model, not a curated record.